CCUCCACUCCCAUCACCAAGAUGCCCAACGGAUGCUGCGGCGGUGGCAGUAAUUACUCCGUGUGCUGCUACAGCAGCCCCAAGACCUGCAAGAGGCCCAUGUGCUGCACCCCCAUGCAGUGCUGCAGCCCCUGCUGCACCCCCUGCUGCAUGCCCAUGCAGUCCUGCUGCAUGCCCAUGUCCUGCUGCUACACCAUCAGCAGCAACAACAGCGGCUGCUGCGGUGGCGGCAGCAGCGGCGGCUGCUGCGGCGGCAACUGA
Cyanistes caeruleus (blue tit) is the source of this 260-nucleotide messenger RNA. Lineage: Eukaryota; Metazoa; Chordata; Aves; Passeriformes; Paridae. The record is from RefSeq and is a predicted model, not a curated record.